This is a messenger RNA of Ochotona curzoniae (black-lipped pika), 2075 nucleotides long. RefSeq names its product caspase 9 (gene CASP9). The transcript is spliced from 9 exons. Gene Ontology annotation, biological process: proteolysis; regulation of apoptotic process. Lineage: Eukaryota; Metazoa; Chordata; Mammalia; Lagomorpha; Ochotonidae. Bases 57 to 1406 code for a protein of 449 amino acids. Gene Ontology annotation, molecular function: cysteine-type endopeptidase activity. The record is from RefSeq and is a predicted model, not a curated record.
CGGGUGGGGCGCAGCCCCGGAAGAGGACGGAGCGGGGUCCCCGUCGUCUGCCGGCCAUGGACGAGGCCGACCGGCAGCUCCUGCGGCGCAGCCGGGUACGGCUGGUGAGCGAGCUGCAGGUGGCCGAGCUGUGGGACGUUCUGGUCAGCCGGGAGCUCUUCACGCCCGACAUGGUGGAGGACAUCCAGCACGCAGGCUCCGGGACGCGCCGGGACCAGGCCAGGCAGCUGGUCAUCGACCUGGAGAGCCGAGGGAGGCAGGCCCUUCCUGUGUUCAUCUCCUGCCUGGAGGACACGGGGCAGGACGCACUGGCUUCGUUCCUGAGAACUGGCAGGCGGGAGCAGGCUCUCGAGGCCAUCAGAGUCCCACCCUUGGUGCCCUUGGAGCUCGGGCCUCUGGGCCUCAAAGCAGAGAAGCCGAUGAUGGGCAAGCGGGAUCUUUCGGCGGCGGUGGUGACCCCCCCGGAAAACCUCUCCCCCGUGGUGCUGGGGCCCAAGGAGCUGUGUUCAGCUAAACUCAGGCCGGAGGUUCUCAGACCAGUGGACUCUGCUUCUGGAGGAUUCGGUGAUGUAUGUGUUCAGGGGAGAGCGAGAGGAGACACAGAUUUGGCGUAUGUCCUGAACGCAGACCCCUGUGGCCACUGCCUCAUCAUCAACAACGUGAACUUCAGCAGCGACUCGGGGCUCAGCACCCGCACCGGCUCCAAUAUCGACUGCGAGAAGUUGCAGCGCCGCUUCUGCUUGCUGCAUUUUGCUGUGGAGGUGAAGUCCGACCUGACCGCCAAGGAGAUGCUCCUGGCUUUGGAGGAGCUGGCGCGGAGGGACCACAGCACCCUGGACUGCUGCGUGGUGGUCAUCCUGUCGCAUGGCUGCCAGGCCAGCCACCUGCAGUUCCCAGGGGCCGUCUAUGGUACAGACGGAUGGCCCGUGUUCAUCGAGAGAGUGGUGAACAUCUUCAACGGGACUGGCUGCCCCAGCCUGGGCGGGAAGCCCAAGCUGUUCUUCAUCCAGGCCUGUGGCGGGGAGCAGAAGGACCGUGGGGUUGAGGUGGCCUCCACUUACUCUGAAGAUAGCGCCGCUGGCCACAGCCCAGAGCCGGAUGCCACCCCGUUCCAAGGAGGCCCGAGGACUGCUGAUGACCAGCCAGACGCUGUGUCUAGUUUACCCACGCCCAGUGACAUCCUCGUGUCCUACUCUACCUUCCCAGGUUUCGUCUCCUGGAGGGACACCCAGAAUGGCUCCUGGUAUGUGGAAACCCUGGACUGCAUCCUGGGGCAGUGGGCGCACACCGAGGACCUGCAGUCCCUCCUGCUCCGGGUCGCAAAUGCCGUUUCCGAGCGAGGGAUUUACAAACAGAUCCCUGGGUGUUUUAAUUUUCUCCGGAAGAAACUUUUCUUUAAAACUUAGUGGGGUCAGGACCCCCUCACUUGGCUCACCCCGAAACCUUUGUGCUCCAGGUCUGGAACCUUCCAUUGCUCCAGGCUUUUGGAACCUGUGCAAGGGUCUGGACUUCUGCUCCCUGUGACGGACAGCUUGUAGCAGCUUCCGUGUGGGAGACAGGUGCAGGUGGAGGAAGAGCAGUGCCAUGGACACCACAGGGCUCUGCCCCCGGAGCUGGCUCUGGGCUAGGGACCGUCACCUGUGAGCCCUGGGCUUCCCGACCUGUGCGGUGCUGAUGUUGAGGACGGGACGACCCUUUGCCAUGGGGUCUGUGAUAUACACAGCAGGCUACUCAGCGCCACCCGUGGCUUCUGUCCCAUGGAUGUCGGGUGCCCCCGUUCCUGUGUGGUGCCAGUGUGCACAGGCACUGCCACAUGUGCCCUAGGGGCCAAAACUGUGCCCGCUGGAGAAUGGCUGACGUGCGGGAAUUUCUGCUACAGACGUGGGGCUGUGAGAACCUGUGGGGUCAGCUGGGCUCAGUGACUGCUAAAUGAUGCAUUGGAAAUAAUUCAUUUCUCUUGCCUUGUUACUCCCUGCAGUGCCACUCUGAGGUGGGUGUGGCCUCUCUGGCUGGCUUACUGCCUCCUCCUUGCUUUGCUGUCUCUCUCUUCUCGCUCAUAAAGGAGACUUGCUGUC